GGGGAGUAGAGGCUAGCUGGUUGCAUUCCUGGGUUCACUUGCAAGGAGAGUGGGCUCUACUAGGUUAGAGAGUGAGAGCGGGGCUGGGAGUCAGGACGCCUGGGUUCUAUCCCAGCUCUGGGAUGGGUGGAGCUGCCAUCGGCACCUCUCAUGAACUUACCUGCCUUGUGGUUUUAUGUGUUUGUGAAUGUGACGUGCAGCCUGUAAAUUGCAGCCGGUGACUUUGUCCUCCCGGUCUGGGUUUUGGUCCCAGCCCUCGGAGGAGCCGGCUGGAGUUGCGGUUGCCGGUAUCAUGGUUGUUCUCAGCUGCCCGCUGGCCGCCCUGUUCCUGCUGCUGCUGCCCCUUCUGGAGGGUGCUGAGGAGUUCCAGUCAAACUGUGGGCAGCCAGUGGCCUCCAGUCGUAUCGUAGGAGGGCAGAAUGCCCAGAAUGGGGCUUGGCCCUGGCAGGCCAGCAUCCGAUACAAUGGAGUCCACAUCUGCGGAGGGUCCCUCAUCACAGGGGAAUGGGUGGUGUCUGCGGCUCAUUGCUUCAAUCGGAGUCUGCCUGUCACUGAUUACUCUGUUUCCCUUGGGAAAUACCAGCUGAAUAUUCAGAGUGCAAACGCCUUCAUCUCUGCUGUGUCACAGGUCAUAAUCCACAGCGACUACAACCCCAGCAGCUAUGCCUCAGACAUAGCCCUGGUGCACCUAAGAACGCCCCUUCUCUACACCACCUACAUCCUCCCCGUCUGCCUUCCUGACCGCAGCGAUUCCAUCGCGAAUGGCACCCUGUGCUGGGUCACCGGCUGGGGGAAUAUCCAGACGAGUGAAAGUCUCCCUGCUCCCCACACUCUGCAGGAGGUUCAGGUCCCACUCAUAGACCGGGCAGUGGGGUCACUGGGGCAGCUCACCGACCCCCUAGUUCCCUGCGGAAGCCCAGCUGGGAGCUACGGGGUCAUGGGAGCCCCCUGCACCCCAAUAACCAUCCUUCUCCUGCUGCCCAUGCUGCAGGCUGCACGGGACAAUGGAAUCCAGACAGUGUGUGGCCAGGGGGGGCCCCAGGACCGGAUCGUGGCGGGAGAGGACGCCCCGCGGGGGGCCUGGCCCUGGCAGGUCAGUCUGCAGUAUGAGAACCGCCACGUCUGCGGGGCGACCCUCAUCAACUCGGAGUGGGUGCUCAGCGCUGCACACUGCUUUCCCAAGCAUGCGGAGCUGUCUCGGUACCGAGCUGUCCUGGGCUCCCACCAGCUGUCGAUCCCAGAGCCCGGCUCCCUGCGGCUGCCCCUGUCCCGCGCCGUGGGCCACACACUCUACUCUGGGGAGGGCUCCAGCGGAGACAUCGCCCUGGCCCAGCUGGGCCGCCCCGUCACCUUCACCUCGCAGGUGCUGCCCGCCUGCCUCCCGGAUGCCGGGGUCCACUUCCCCGCCGGGACCCUCUGUUGGGUUACUGGCUGGGGGUCGCCACAAGAGGGAGCCCUGCUCCCAGCCCCCAUGACGCUGCAGCAGCUGCAGGUGCCCCUGAUCGACCCACUGCCCUGUGAUGCCCUUUAUCAGCGCCGGAGCGCCAUGAGGGAUAUCCAGGACGACAUGGUGUGCGCCGGCUACGCCGAGGGACAGAGAGACGCCUGCCAGGUGAGAGCAGGGGGCUGCGGGGCGGGACUAAAGCCACGCCCACCAGUAUAG
Chrysemys picta bellii (western painted turtle) is the source of this 1663-nucleotide messenger RNA. Lineage: Eukaryota; Metazoa; Chordata; Testudines; Emydidae. The record is from RefSeq and is a predicted model, not a curated record.